Messenger RNA from Postia placenta MAD-698-R-SB12, 903 nucleotides. RefSeq lists its product as hypothetical. Lineage: Eukaryota; Fungi; Basidiomycota; Agaricomycetes; Polyporales; Adustoporiaceae. Gene Ontology annotation, biological process: mitochondrial L-ornithine transmembrane transport. Gene Ontology annotation, molecular function: L-ornithine transmembrane transporter activity. The transcript has 5 exons. The coding region runs from base 1 to 903 and encodes 300 amino acids. The record is from RefSeq and is a predicted model, not a curated record.
AUGAGCGUGCGCGCCCUCAAAGACAUCACAUUUGGCAGUGUGGCCGGGAUGACGUCGAAGGUGUUUGAGCACCCGUUUGACCUGACGAAGGUCCGUCUGCAAUCGCAAGUGCUCGACGCGACCGCUCGCUUCAAAGGGCCCAUAGACUGUCUGGUGCAGACAUGGCAAAAGGAGGGCAUACGGGGCCUGUACAGGGGCCUGCCUGCGCCGAUCGUGGGCGCGAUGGCUGAGAACGCCUCGCUUUUCUGGUCGUAUCGUGAACUGCAAAACGCAAUACGCGCGGUCAGCAAACAGCCCGCGCAGGAGCUGUCGCUCGACCAGCUCGCUCUCGCAGGUGCCGGCGCCGGCUUCCUGACCAGUUUUGUCCUGACCCCCAUCGAGCUUGUAAAAUGCAAAAUGCAGGUCCAGAUGCUUAUGGCGCCCGGACUUCCUGGCCCUAUCUCUGUUCUUACAUCUAUCAUCCGUACUUCUGGCUUCCGUGGUCUCUGGCUCGGCCAGACUGCAACGCUCAUCCGCGAGACCGGCGGUGGUGCGGCGUGGUUUGCCUCCAAGGAGGCUGUGGCCACGCUACUCCUUGCACGGCGGCACGUACCUGCUCAUGACAAGAAGGCACUAAGAGCAUGGGAGUCGGCGGUCUCUGGGGCGUGUGCGGGCGUGGCGUACAACGUUGCGCUGUUCCCCGCCGACACGGUCAAGAGCGCGAUACAGACCCAGGCAGAGCUCAGACCGAGGGCAGCGGGCGAGCCAGGCCCAACGUUCUUGGGUACGCUGCGGGCGAUGUAUCGUGCUCAGGGCGUGAAGGGAUUAUAUGCAGGCUGCGGCGUCACGGUGGCGAGGGCAAUUCCCAGUAGCGCCCUCAUCUUUUUGAUUUACGAUGGAUUGAGCAGUAGAUACGGAUCAUGA